Messenger RNA from Acanthosepion pharaonis, 630 nucleotides. NCBI's taxonomy places the organism in Eukaryota, Metazoa, Mollusca, Cephalopoda, Sepiida, Sepiidae. The record is from the annotation of a GenBank genome assembly.
AUGGCGUCAGCCCGGUUUGCCCAGACUGUGAGGCAGUUUAGCACUUCAUCUAUCAGAAACAAACUUGUGAAACCUCCUGUCCUGGUUUUUGGCAUUGAGGGUCGCUAUGCAACUGCCCUUUAUUCUGCAGCCUCAAAACAAAAUAAGUUGGAAGCUGUCCAGAAGGACCUUGUUGCUUUCAAGGAUUUGAUGGCAAAAGAUACAGCUCUUAAUGGAUUCAUUGAAAAUCCAUCUCUUAAACGCCAACAGAAACAAGUUGUUUUGGGUGAACUUGCAAAGAAAAUGAAUUAUUCUCCUUUGGUUGCAAACCUGUUCGGUGCACUCUCUGAGAAUGGCCGAAUCCAAAAAUUGUCAGGUGUCAUCACUGCUUUUGAGAAGAUCAUGAGUGCUCACAGAGGAGAAGUUUUCUGUACUGUUACUACAGCUAAGCCACUUGAUAAUGUUACUUUGAAAGACCUGAAAAGUACCCUGCAGUUGUUUUUGAAAAAGAAUGAAACUCUGCAAUUAGAAUUGAAGGUUGAUCCAAGUAUCAUUGGUGGUAUGCUGGUAAAUAUUGGAGACAAAUAUGUUGACAUGUCCAUGGCUUCUAAAAUCAGGACCUACACCAACAUGAUUAAGCAAUCUGUAUAA